UCUGUACAGUACGUGUACAGUACAUGUAUAUGCUUGUACAGCAGGCCUACGUACGACGUGUACUGCACACAGUGUAGUGGACACAAUAUACAUGUACAUGUACACAGUCAUUCAUUAUGCUUGUAAACACGAAAGACUGCAUGUGUGAACGUUUUCUGGUGGCACUGGCAACUGUAUCCGUCAUAGACGCACUCUGCUUGGGAUUUCGCGUUUGUCUUCACUCACGUGUUUCCCGAUAAAAUACACCGAUUUUCAUUCGAUCUAGUUUUCGUUAUAUCGAACAUUUCAAGUUUGUUGCUUCUUAUUUGGUCUACGUUUUGUCCAUACGUUUUGAUUUGAAAAAUUCGGAUACGUACAUGUACAUGUACUUCAAAGCAGGUGUGUAUGCACCAGCUGUGGAUUUUUUUGCGAGAAUUUGUUGGUAGGCCUUUGCCUAGAAACUUUCCGUUUUCUCACGGAACAAUGGAAGUACGAGUUCAGGGACACAUUGAGUUGGUCUUCUUUUUAGUGUUGAUAACGAUGAUGUCGCUGGUUGGAGGUGAUGACGGAGCCAUGAAAAAUAAAGCAAGGACGACCUUCACAUCAAAGCAAAGCCCGGAUUUGGGUCCAAAUGGGAGAACAUUCUCAGAAACCGAUGGCCUUGACAAUAAGAUCUCAGCAUUUCUUCGAGACAAACAUUACACAGGUGCGACUAUUGGUAUUGCAAGAAGAGAUGAAGUUCUCUACACUCAGGGUUAUGGACAUUUAGAUGAUGACAUUCAAAUGACACCAACAAACCUACUACCUAUCUCAAGCUUGUCCAAGACCAUUACAGCAGUGGCCAUAUUGAAACUGGUUGAAAAUGGAGACUUGAAGCUAACUGAUCCAGUUUUCGGUCCUGACGGCAUCCUGUCAUCUUUCAAACCACCCAAAAAGAAGGAUAUGGACCCCCGUCUUCUCAAUAUUAUGGUUGGCCACUUACUUCACCACACCGCUGGCUGGAGCCAGACUAGACCUCAGCUUCAUGACCCCAUGAUGAACUCUGUCUAUCUGUCCAGAGGUCACAAUGUCACUGAUAUUGCCACUGAGAUGAAUUUGGGACAUGACCUUUCACCUAACGAUGUCAUUACCUACAUGAUGAGGCAACCUCUUGAUCAUCCUCCUGGUAUGAAGUAUGAGUACUCCAACUUUGGGUACAGUGUACUUGGACGAGUAAUAGAGCACAUUAGUGGUAAAAGGUAUGUCUCAUUCAUCAGAUCUGAGAUUCUAAAACCACUAGGUAUGUGGCACACACGACUUGGCCCUCACAGUUCAGUGCAGAUGAGACACAACAAUCACAUUCCUGUAAUAAAUUUCUUUGAGGGCGACAUCCCGUUAUCUGAUAUCAGGAGAGAAACCCUCCAAAAGUCAUACACCCUUCUGGAUUCCACUCUUGGAUGGUGGUCGACUACUUAUGACUUGAUGCGCUUUGUUACUGGUCUUACUUCAGGUAUAGUUCUCAAUGCCACAACUCUAGAACUCUUGACUAAACAUCCUAGUGCACCUGUAUCCGAGCAUCGAGAUACUUGGCAUGGCCUUGGUGUCCAAGCUAACGAGGAUGGAGGUUGGUGGCAGAUAGGAGAUCCCCAUGACAAUGAGAUCAUCCUCUUCCACCAAAAAUCUCCAACACAAGCCAAAUCUAAACAGUUGAGAUUCAAAAAGCCAAGACAGAACUCUUGCAGUUGGGUGGUUAUUUUGAGUGACAAUAACCGUAAGAAUCUCAGGCAGGUAUUCGGUCAAAUGAUAUCUACCCACACUCAGUGGCCUGUGGAUAACUUACUAAUUGAAGACUGUAGUGAGUACCCAGUUAGAAUGGGGCAUGAACACUCAACUCUCAUGAAUUCUCACAUCAGCGAGAGCCACUUCCCAAUGUUCCUCAAUGCAGCAUCCAGACUUUUUUACUACCCUGUAUGGAUUAGUGCUUACAACAUCAAGCAGAAAACUUACAUGGCUGCUGUGUUAAAGAGAGAUACUGAAAACAUAUAUAAAGUCACACACGGUGUAACAAAAGCUGAUUUAAUUAACCUGAGAAUGGAAAACCUAAUAGAUGGCAUGUACCUCAACUUUUUAACCAGCUACAUAAGCCACCAAUCCAAUGAUGACACCCGCUACACUGCCAUAUUCAGUGAAACUCCUUCUCAAAGUACACAGUUUGGGAUUGGUGAAACUUUCACUGAAUUCCAAGCCUCCAUUAAUGAAGAGAAAGGGCAUCACAUGCCAAACACCCAAAGUGUGGUAUCUAUAAAUGGAGUUAGAUACUUCACAUACUCACUGAGUGAUAAGGAGGUAUACCAUUGGAAGAGGUAUGAUAAUCUGACCCUAGACCAACUGGAAUUGCAGAUCAGGACAAAUGCAAAAAAGGACAAAGUUCUUUUAUAUCUUGACUCAUAUACUCAUCUUGGGGAAGUUCUAUUCUCUGCCAUCUUUGGUCGAAGCAAGGCAGGAAAAUGGCAAGUACAGACCAAGAUCCAACAAAGUGUGCUAUUGAGCCAGAGCUCCAUCUAUCAAGGUUUGCAUUUUCGACCAAACAUAGUAGUGGGAUAUGCAUGUAAGGGUAAACCAUGUUUUAUAAUAAUGUGGACUAAAAAAUGAAAUAAAGAAAAUACUACUCUUUAGUUUGUGAUCUAUUUGUGUACUUCUGGGUGCUAAAUUUUAGCUAUGGAAAAGUUAUCUCAGUUUUUUGCAUAAAAAUGGGGGAACAAAAAUUUGUACAACCAGUAGCUACAUGUACCGGUUACAGUUGUUAGUUAUAAUUUUAGUUGAGCAAAGAAGGAUCAACUGUCACAGGACAGACACCAUGGUGACCUGUAGUCAUUUCUUAAAAAUAGCCCUUUUUUCAAGUUUUUAGCUUUCCUUGCUUGGCUUGCCAAUUAGAGACAAAUUUUAAAAUGCCAAAGUGUACAAAAUCAUAUAAACUGCAGACCUCUGAUCGGAGACUGGACACAGAAAUCGUAAUUAUGCAAAAUUAUGUACAUGUAUGUAGAUAUAUAGACGUAUUUAUAACACCUCAUUCUCUUGAUAUGUAUAUUUUGCAAUGGUUUUUCUUGGAAAUAUCCUUUGAUACAGUUAAUAAUUUUUUUACUUUAAUAACAGGGACAUCAAGGCUACAUAAGCAACAUCAGAAAAAAAGUUGUCAGGCAGCUUUGAAGAAGUAAAAAUAAUCAUAUUUAACCCUAACAAGUAUGUAAAUAAGACUGAAUGGACUUUUUAAAAGAUAAUGUAAAGGUACAUCUCAAUGAAAUCUUGAAACUUAUUACUUUAUGGUGAAACAUGAAAAUACACGUAUGUUUAUAACUGCAAAUGCUGUUUUAGUGGGCAGUUACUUUUUUUAAGAUUCCAAAAGUAUAUGUUAGUGUUGUGUUGGGAUAAGAAGGGAUGACACAAAUUAUACUGUCAGAUUUUUAUUACCUGUAUAAGAGGCAGAGUCAGGUUUAUUUAGCCAAACUACAUCCUAGAUAAUAUUUAAUUUAUCACAAAAUAAAGGGCGUAGUGGCCUACAUUCUUGAUAUUUUAGUGAAAAGCAAUGCUUAGAUGAUCAUUCUUAGCUACAAUGAAGAUACAUUAAUAUAAUGUUCAAUUUCUUUUCAAUGUUCAUAUAAUUAUCAAGCAGAGGUGUAAACAGAUUAACCAGACACCGAAGAAAAAUUAUAGUUUCCAUGAAAGCACACAGCACAAGAAAUAGAUAAGUGACUACCUGUGAUCUGGGUGAGAUCUGAAUCUUUGUCACAACAGCUGAAAUCAGUGAGAUCAUCAACAUUUUAAAGCACAUCACCACAGAGACACAAAAGAUGGCUUGGUAUAAGUAAAGGAAAUGUAUUAAUAUGAAGUCUCUGGAAACUGAGUAGUGUUCUAAGAGGAAUCAAAUGAUUCAAUCAAUAUCAGGCAAUGCUUUGUCCAUCAGGAGCCUGUUAGCAACCACUAUAUCAGAUAAUGCUUGGUCCAUCAGGAGCCUGUUAGGAACCACUGUAUCAGAUAAUGCUUUGUCCAUCAGGAGCCUGUUAGGAACCACUAUAUCAGAUAAUGCUUGGUCCAUCAGGGCCUGUUAGGAACCACUAUAUCAGAUAAUGCUUGGUCCAUCAGGGCCUGUUUGGAACCACGAUAUCAGAUAAUGCUUGGUCCGUCAGGAGCCUGUUAGGAACCACUAUAUCAGAUAAUGCCUUGUCCAUCAGGAGCCUGUUAGGAACCACUAUAUCAGAUAAUGCUUGGUUCAUCAGGAGCCUGUUUGGAACCACUAUAUCAGAAAAUGCUUUGUCCAUCAGGAGCCUGUUAGGAACCACUAUAUCAGAUAAUGCUUUGUCCAUCAGGAGCCUGUUAGGAACCACUAUAUAUGAUAAUGCUUUGUCCAUCAGAAGCCUGUUAGGAUACCAAAUUCAGACGGUGUUUAGCUUUGAGAAGGUGUACAUACAUGUAGUUAAUCCCCCUGUUGGUGUUGCAUGAACCAUACCAAGGGAUGGGUGGAAUGCAUACAUACAGAAACUAUAGCUGUAUUCAUCAGCUUAAUUAAUCUCUGCCAUUCUUGGAUUUAUAUGAUGUCUUCUUUCACUCCAGAAAUACCUCAUCAUUUGAUCCACACUUGAUGCCUGGAGAUUCAGUAGAUAUACAUGUACAUCAAUUGACCAGCUUGCAGAUUUGAAUUUUAAAGAUCCAAAGAUGAGCAUGGGAGUAAGUGUAGAUAUUUAGCAUGGAGAUACCAUUCUUAAAUCGUAAUUAUGGAGCUUAAUGUUAGACAUUGUUUGCAUUUUGAAAUAAAUUUAUGAAUUCAAAAGAAUGAGA
Acanthaster planci (crown-of-thorns starfish) is the source of this 4791-nucleotide messenger RNA. RefSeq lists its product as uncharacterized. Lineage: Eukaryota; Metazoa; Echinodermata; Asteroidea; Valvatida; Acanthasteridae. The record is from RefSeq and is a predicted model, not a curated record.